AUUAAAUUCUUCGAGCUCAACCACACCACCUGCCACAACUUUCAUAUAGGUUCUAGGCCACGUUGAAGAUGCUCCGACAAGCCCUCGUUGCUCCUUCUAGAGCCCUUCGCUCGACAUCUCGCUCCCUUGCGAACCAGCGACUCUUUUGCCCACCACAGACCUUUGUUGCGCCCAUCGCAGUACGGAGGAUACAACCGGCGGCAGCGAGAUGGUACAGUGAGGCAGUUAAGGACGAACAGAAGAACGGCGAUGCAGAGACCAAGCCGUCCGCGGAAAGUCCAGAGUCCACCUCUGAGCCAGCCGAGGACGCAGCUGUCACAGAGCUCAAGAAGAAGCUAGAAACCAAGGAGAAGGAGGCCGCAGACUGGAAGGACAAAUGUCUCCGCUCUAUCGCCGAUUUCCGCAACCUUCAAGACCGGACCCAACGCGAGGUGAAGAACGCCCGCGAGUUCGCCAUUCAGAGCUUUGCCAAGGAUCUCGUCGACAGCGUCGACAACCUGGACAGGGCGCUCUCGAUGGUGCCAGCAGCCAAGCUGGCCUCUGAUGAGAAGUCGGAUGACCUCAAGGACCUGGUGAAUCUGUACGAAGGGCUCAAGAUGACCGAUGACAUUCUUAUGAAUACCAUCAAGAAGCACGGCCUCGAGCGUUUCGACCCGACCGGAGAAAAGUUCAACCCCAACGAGCACGAGGCAACCUUCAUGUCGCCUCAGGAGGGCAAAGAGGACAACACCGUAUUCUACGUCCAGCAGAAGGGCUUCAAGCUCAAUAACCGGGUACUUCGCGCCGCCAAGGUGGGCGUGGUCAAGAACAAAUAGGGAGACCCCCCUCUCGAACCUUAAGCGGACAUGAUAAACUACCCUUUUUCGUGUUCCAUUUGUACUAUUACUUAUGUGAUGGAUGCCUCACGAGAAAACCACACAAGAGAUUGGCAUUGGCGUUGGGGUGGACGGGAUCAUACAUGCUCCUCUCUCAUCACGGAAAAGUAUAUGGCGCGGCUGGUCACAGGGUCGUUCUCGGGAUCUGAAAAGUCAAGGAUCUGCAUCACUACCCAUUGUACAUAGAGACCAACAGCACCGAAUCUUCAUAGUUUCGGAAGAC
Messenger RNA from Cryphonectria parasitica EP155, 1098 nucleotides. RefSeq names its product GrpE-domain-containing protein. The transcript is spliced from 2 exons. The record is from RefSeq and is a predicted model, not a curated record. Gene Ontology annotation, cellular component: PAM complex, Tim23 associated import motor. The coding region runs from base 69 to 815 and encodes 248 amino acids. Lineage: Eukaryota; Fungi; Ascomycota; Sordariomycetes; Diaporthales; Cryphonectriaceae. Gene Ontology annotation, biological process: protein import into mitochondrial matrix; protein folding. Gene Ontology annotation, molecular function: protein-folding chaperone binding; protein homodimerization activity; adenyl-nucleotide exchange factor activity.